Messenger RNA from Antrostomus carolinensis (chuck-will's-widow), 488 nucleotides. Its product is annotated as C-type lectin domain family 2 member L-like. The record is from RefSeq and is a predicted model, not a curated record. The transcript has 4 exons. The annotation marks the transcript as partial. Lineage: Eukaryota; Metazoa; Chordata; Aves; Caprimulgiformes; Caprimulgidae.
GACUGUUCUCAAAUAUCUGGUUAUGGCGAGGUGUCGCUGGAGCCCUUACUGGUGCUGUCAUUUUGAUAUUGUGUAUUCAGUUUGUAAACCGUUCUUCAGCCAAAGAUUUUCCUGUCUGUCCUUCCCUGGAACUCUGUCCAUCAGGUUGGCUGUAUUUCCAGAGGAAAUGCUACUACCUCUCGGAGAGUGAAGCCAACUGGAACUCCAGUCAGAGCCUCUGCUCUUUGCACAAUGCUUCCCUCCUGGUGAUUGAAAAUCAUCAGGAACUGAGUUUUAUGGUGAAGAUAACAAAGCAAGACCCAUGGAUUGGACUCUAUAAAAGAAAUGAAGAGUUCUUUUGGGUAAAUGGGAGAGCAUUAGACAAUAAACUGAUUGAAGUAAAAGGCUCUGGAAACUGUGCCUAUCUUGAGUCAAAAGGAGUCUCGGCCUCUGGGUGUUAUUUAACAAGGAAGUGGGUCUGUAGCAUGACUAUUAACUUGGCACAGUAA